UCAGUUGCUUUUGAUGGGGAGGAAGGGGGGAUGAAGGUAGCAGGGAAGAAGGCUGGAGGAAGGUCCAGCCUGAUCCUGUGUACCAGAUCCAGCGUGUCAGCUGUGCCCAGGGACAGAGGCAGUGGGAUGUAUCCCCUGGGACUGGGACCUUGGGGAUCAGAAGGUCCAGGGUGGAGGUGUUUGGAGAAGGAAGGAUGGGAAAGGAAGACUGCAUGUAGGGAGCCUGCUUGGAGGAGGGCUGGCCAGAGUGGAUCCUGAGAAGAGGUCCACAGGGCACAAGAAAGAGGGAGUUGGCUUUUGGGGAAGUAGAUAGAGAAAGCCCUGGUGGCCGCUGUUGGUGGCAAUUAGAAAGUUGUGCAGGGGGCAGGGCGGCUGCCUUCUCUGCUGAGUAACCAGUGUCUCUGCGGUGCGGUGCGGAAGCCAGACCCCGUCUGAGCCAGCGGAGCAGCUGGCAGCUGCUCUCCUGCGCUUCCAGGAGAGCACUGUGCCUGGGGAAAGAGAACUGGGCGCUUGGAGAGGAGAUCAAGGAGGAACGGGCCACUAGCUCUGGCCGGCUUGCUUGCCUACAAUUGCCCCCUCAGUGUUUGGCUGGAGCACUCGCUCUCUCCAGCGCUAGGGAGCAGUUGGGGUGGUGUGGGCUCUUGUCGUCGUCUCGGCUAGUGGGAACCGUGUGUCCAACAGAGGAAGCCUGGUGGGCCUGGCCCCUCUCAGCCCAGCGCCGAUGAGUGCCAGGGCGCCCAAAGAGCUGAGGCUGGCACUGCCGCCUUGUCUCCUGAACCGGACCUUUGCUCCCCACAACGCCAGCGGAGGCAGCAACGCAGGUGUCCGCGGCUCAGGCGCAGGUGGAGGCACCUGCAUCACGCAGGUGGGACAGCAGCUCUUCCAGUCUUUCUCAUCCACGCUGGUGCUGAUUGUCCUGGUCACCCUCAUCUUCUGCCUCAUCGUGCUGUCCCUCUCCACCUUCCACAUUCACAAGCGUAGGAUGAAGAAGCGGAAGAUGCAGAGAGCUCAGGAGGAAUAUGAGAAAGAUCAUUGCAGCGGCAUCCACGGUGGUGGGGGGCUGCCCCGGGCAGGCGUUCAAGCCCCAACCCAUGGAAAAGAAACCCGGCUGGAGAGGCAGCCCCGGGACUCCGCCUUCAGCACCCCCUCCAAUGCCACCUCCUCUUCCUCCUCUUCGUCCCCUGGUCUCCAGUGCCAGGGUCCCUGUGCGCCCCCGCCUCCGCCGCCGGCCCCCAGUCCACACGGAGCACAGGCAGCUUCCUCCAGUUUGGACACACCUGGCGAGGGCCUUUUGCAAACGGUGGUACUGUCCUGAUUGUGUAGCUCCUCUCCUGACCCCUUCCUCGUUUCCAGCAUCUCCACCAUCCUGGCUUUUGUUCCUCCUUUCUUCCGUUCCGUUCUCCUCUGGCCCUCUUUCCUCUGCCCUCUUUCCUUACCUGCCCACCCUUUUACUGUUCCUCCUCCGCCGAGGCACUGUGCGGUAUUUGUAAAUAUUGGGCGAGGAAAGUCUCAGAGGAAGAAAUAACGCUGAUAAUACUUUAUUGAUAUUUAUAGUAAUUAUUAUACUAUUAAUAACACAGUCCAAGCGCAUGACAAAUCACAUAUUUUCUCAUUGUCAAUGAAGGCUGCAUCUUCCCUCUCCACCCCAUGUCCUCCCCCUCCCCCCCCCCCCCCAGUAAGGAGGAGAAACCGCACAGGCUACCAAACAUAUAUAAAAGGCAUUUGACACCGAAGCAAAGGGAGGGGAGGGGGCCGGCCGGUCACGUUGUAUAUAGCUGCCCCUCCCCCACGGGCUUUCACUUUUCCUUUAGCUUCUCUCCCCUCCCCUUUCUCCACCUCCAGCUGGGCUCAGGCAAGAGUUUAUUAUAAAGGAUACAUCUACAUUAAGCACCAGAGACCACAAAGAAUGUCCCAGAAAAAAAAAAAUGUUUAGGAUAUGUAACCCUUCUCUAGUCAGUCAUCCAUCCUCUCACUUUUUGGUUUCCCUCUGGCAGAAUUUGAAUUUUACUUAGAAAUAUCUCUCUCGCAGGCCGAGCGCAAACAAAAGUUAAAACAAAAAAUAAAGAAUUAAAAACCCCAAACCAUACAAUCUGCUUUUGCACCCUGUUAGGCUCCGCUUGACUGGUGGAGGUUUUUUUGGUUUGGUUUGGUUUGGUUUGGGGUUUUCUGCUCUGUUUUGUUUUGUUUCCGUUUUGGGUUUUUUGUUUUGUUUUUUGUUUUUCCUUGAGCCUCGGAGAAUUCGGGAGCUGUCCAGCCAGGCCUGGUGCUGAAUAUGUCUCACCUUCAUGGUUAACUUCCUCUGGUUGUGCAGACCAAAGAAGGAGCUGUUUUGGAAAGAGAUUGUCUUGGUUUUGAUUGGUUUCUUCCUUCUUUUUAUGCAAUUGGAUUAGUGUGUACUGUUGUUUUUCUUGUUAUCAUACAGUGCAUAAGUUACCUUUAUGUAAAAAACAAAAGUAUUAGGUAAUGUGCAGUUCUGAAAAUGCAGUAUCUAACCGACCAGUAUGUUUAUAUUUUAUUUUUAGAACAAGUGUACCUUUGUUAUAUACUUAUUAUAUUGGUACCAAAUACAGAAGAAAACUAUAGUUCUGUGAUUUGUCCUCCAAACUGUAUAUUCCUGUUCCGACUUUCCAGCUGUUGAUUUAAUGGUUGCCACUGGCUGAGGAAGUCAGUGGUGCGGGCCUGGCUUCUGCUGUUCCCAGAAGUGUUCUUUUGUAUUUUACUCUGUAGUAGACUAUUAUAAAAUGAUGACACCCACGUUUCCCUUUUUCUUUUGUGAAUAACAGAAACAACCACAACAGAAAGCAGGGGAUGGAUGUGCUGGAAUGCCAGCUAUUGAAAACAUGGUUAAUAUUUACCCAGGGCCUGUACUUCGCUGCAUGCGGUUGCCACCUGGAGGCAGUGGUGUGUGUGCUUGCUUGUACUGUAUGUGUUUGGGGGAAAGACUGGUGGAGAUGUUGGGCAAUUUGGAUGACAGGACAUGCAAAUUUCCAAGCAAAUGCUUAUAGAAAAAAUGUUUACCGCCUGUUUAGUUACAACUCUGUGCCUGCAUCUGAUAUACAGCAAAGAGGGAUCUUUCUUCUUCCCAGGUCUGGCCUAAUUAGACUCCCUGAACACUUAGACAAUAAUAUUAAGGAAGAAAGAGAGUGAGAGAGAAGAGACAUCUGUUGUAACCCAUCUACAUUCCACCCUGCGGCUGGGCUUAAGGCAGCAGGACACCCCCACAUCUAUCCCGCUCUAGCUGCCCUCAGUGCUCUGUCUUGUUUCAAGUUGUAUGUGCUUAUUAUCCAUAGAAACUAUUGCUGCUAAUGUUUUUGGUUGUAUAUAAAGUUUCCCGAGCUCAGUCUGUAUCUUUAUAAAAUAAUUUAGUAAGGUUGAUUUAGUCACCAGUCAGAUAUCAUCCAAGUCCUUUUAUGAAGCACAGAAGACCAUCAUUUAAGCAUGCCAUGUUUUAUCAUUAGGAAGACCAGGUAUAAUUUUUGGGUGUGAUAUACUAAAUAAUGAACCAGAUUCUCUCUAGUGCCUUAGUCAUUUCCUAGUAACAGGACAGAGCGUAUUUGCUCCCUCAGGCCACCAAGGAACCUGUUAGUGUAUCAGAGCUCUACAUUGUACAGCAGAACGACUAAGGCACUGUCAAGGAGAACGUCCUUUUAUCUCUUUAAUUUACCUUCAUCCAACUGUGGCUUUUUUUUUCAACUGUGGCUGUUAACACCUUCUUACAGAAUGGGCUUUGGAUGUGAACUCUGAAUAAAAUCAGGAACCCAGAAGGAAGCUUCAUUAUUUCAGUGAGCUCUACUUCAGUGCAUAGGUCUUACUUUCCCCCCAUUAGUUGGUGCACUUUUUUUUCCCCCAGUAAAUAAUUUCCCAUUUUGUUAAAGCAAUAAGAUCUUCUGUUUUGAGCAGUGCUAGAUGCUGAUUCCACUUCCUUGGUGCUGAAGCGACUCCUGUGUUCUUGCCUUAUGAAUCACAGUGCAUUCAAGGCAUGCAAUAAUGAACCCCUUCCAAGAAGCAGCCUGUACACCCUAGGGGGCAAUGUCCUAUAUACUUUCCCAAAAGAAACAGAGGAAGCAGGAGGUAAUCUAAUUAUGUGUAUCUAAAAAGUCUUGAUACCUCUCACCAUAAGCACACAUCUGUAAUGUGCUAUUAUUAUAUGUGUAUAUGCCUUUUUUUCAUCAAUUGACUAGGGUUUAAUAUUUUAAUAGUGUCCCGUGUAAAGAUGAUGCUGCUUGUUAAUCAUAUUUCAUGCUGAGUUUAAUAUGCUGUGAAGCUGGUGGUGUCACUCAAGAUUUCUGUGAGCUAGAAUGAGUAUUACAUGAAAUUCUAGUAGGCCAGAUCCCACACCAAAUUACUGCAAUAAGCAUAUGACAAUGCAAAUUUCUAUAGACUUUAUUUAGAUUGCUACUUAGAGAGCUCAGCUGACCCAUGUGACAUGCAAGUUUUUAUUUUUAAUGAGACAAAAGGCAAUAUGAAAAUAGCUAAAUUUACUCUAAGGAUUCUGUUUACUGAUGUCCCGUCAAACUAAUUGCUUCAACCCUCUAUAGCUACAGCUCAACUCCUGCACUUGCUAUUCAGUAUUAUAAGGUAGCAUGCUUGAUUCUUACUGUUUUAAAAAUGAGAAAAAUAGAGAGAGAAUGCCAAUAUGUUAACUGUAUGGGGCUCUGACUCUUGAAGAUGUAGAUGGAUAUAAUCUUUAGAAUUUAUAUACACCCAUAGAUAUGUAUUUAUAUAUGCAUACAUUUUGUACAAAUUUACAAUGGACUUUUUGUAUUCUCUUUUCUGUCAUUAUAAGUAUGAGACUGAAACCAAAUAGUUGUUCCAUUCUCUGAUCCAGAGAGGAUCUGAGAAGUCAGGUAUAUGCAUGCACUUGUUUUUCUGGGGUCAAAUCGGAAUGACUUUCUCUUUAUUUAAUGGAAGGGGAGAGUCUUCUUUGGCUUGGGAAAUUGGUAAUUAGAUAAGCUUCCUUUCCUAUAUUAGUGACUCAAACGUAGCAAUGAUAAUGAAGUUAUGACCACAUCCAUGUGGUCCAGCUAUCUAGAUGGAAUAAACAUUUAUCUACAAGAGCUUUGGGGCAAUCUAGACCACAAUCGUGGAUUGCACUUUGAGUUUUCGUUUUCAUUUUUUGGCUUAUAUGUUGUAUAAGAUACAACGUAUAUCUGCAUAUUUAAAGGUGAAAUUAAAAAAUAACUAUUAUUUGUUUAGUUUGACAAGUAGCUUUUUGAAAAAUAUGGGCAAUUUAGCUUUAAAAAUUGCUUAGCAUUUGACUUUUUUACCCUUCCUAGCUGUAACCAUUGAAUUGAUUAGAUAAUGACUAAAAUGUCUUUUCCAUUGCAUAGGCAUAGGCUGUAAGUGCUUUUUUAUGGAUAUGAAAAUUACUAGCUGAUAUUAUCUGAAAGUUACGGGCUAAAUUAGAACCAAAAACUUUAAUAUGGCUUCUGAAGUCCACUCCCAGGGGAAUCUAGUGUACGGACUUGAAUCUGAAAAGCCACUUAUUCAUGUUUGGAAGUAGUGGUGUGGCUCACAGAUGUUUUGCCUCGUAUAAGAAUGAGUUGCCCCAUCUACACCGGAAACUAUUUCAUCGCUGGGCUGAAUAUAAAUCUGAAAAUGUUUUUUCCCCUUUAUUUGGUAACAUUUGAGAAGCAGAUGUUAUGGCUUGACAUCAAUACUUAAUACCACCAAACUGAUGUUACAAUUGGUACCGUGUAGGAAUGUUUAGUGGAGAAUAAAAAUGUACUUAGGUUUAAUUGGGAGACAAUGGAUUAUUCAAGUUGUCCGACCCAUUUGAGGCGGAAUAUUUCACUGAGGCUGUGGUCUCAAAAGAUUGCUGCUAUAGAGAGGUUAACAACAGUGACAGCACUGAUAGAAAAACUGACUUUUGAACUUGAGUAUAUUCAAUAGCUAGAAUAAAACAGGUAUUAGAAAUUCACAAAAAUUUUGUUUUGCUUUUAUAUCAAUAAAAGAGUUUUCUUGUUAA
Molecule: messenger RNA, 5968 nt
Organism: Meriones unguiculatus (Mongolian gerbil)
Lineage: Eukaryota; Metazoa; Chordata; Mammalia; Rodentia; Muridae
Gene: C1H11orf87
Product: chromosome 1 C11orf87 homolog
Exons: 2
Coding region: 722-1315 (197 amino acids)
Source: RefSeq, a predicted model, not a curated record